AUGAAGUUCGCCUCUGUCCUGAGUGUACUCGGGGCCCUAACGGCUGUUUCCGCUGUCCAAGUGAAUCCACUUCCGGCUCCCCGUAACAUUACUUGGGGAUCGUCCGGUCCAAUUCAGGUCAACCACUUGCAUUUGAACGGUACUCACUCUUUUAUCGUCACUCAAGCUUGGGAGCGAGCAUGGACAACCAUCACUACCCUGCAAUGGGUUCCUGCUGCCGUUGAAGCCCCUAUCGUCUCCUAUCCAGCCUUCCCUACCGCGACCCCUAUCUCCACUCAUGCCAAACGCGCGCCCUCGGCAGCCCACAACGUCAAUGUCCAUGUAGUGGAUACCGAUGUCGAUCUUCAACAUGGCGUGGAUGAAUCCUAUACACUGGUGGUGGCCAAUGGCGGAAUUCAGAUCAAUGCUCAGACGGCCUGGGGUGUAUUGCACGCCUUCACCACCCUGCAGCAGAUUAUCAUCUCGGAUGGCAAGGGCGGCUUGAUCAUUGAACAGCCCGUCAAGAUCAAAGAUGCCCCGUUGUACCCCCACCGUGGUAUCAUGAUGGACACCGGCCGCAACUUCAUCACCGUUCGCAAGAUCUUCGAACAGAUCGAUGGUAUGGCUCUGUCCAAGCUGAAUGUUCUCCACUGGCAUUUGGACGAUGCCCAGUCGUGGCCCAUGCAGAUGAGCUCCUACCCCGAGAUGACCAAAGAUGCUUACUCGCCUCGCGAAAUCUACACGGAGGAAGACAUGCGUCGCGUGGUUACCUACGCCAGGGAGCGAGGUGUUCGCGUCAUCCCCGAGGUCGACAUGCCCGGCCACUCUGCCUCGGGCUGGCAACAGGUUGACCCGGAGAUCGUGGCUUGUGCCAAUUCUUGGUGGUCGAACGACGUGUGGGCGGAACACACCGCGGUUCAGCCGAACCCCGGCCAGCUUGAUAUUAUCUAUCCCAAGACCUACGAAGUAGUCAAGAAUGUCUACGAAGAAUUGUCUCGUAUCUUCGGAGACAACUUCUUCCACGUUGGUGGUGACGAGAUCCAGAUCAACUGCUAUAACUUUAGCAGUCACGUCACCAAGUGGUUUGCCGAGGAUCCCUCGCGCACCUAUAAUGACCUUAGUCAGUACUGGGUUGACCACUCCUUGCCUAUCUUCCGAGGUGUCGGCGACCACCGCCGUCUCAUGAUGUGGGAAGACAUUGCCAUCGCAACUGAGAGCGCUCACGAUGUUCCCAAAGACAUCGUCAUGCAGAGCUGGAAUGCUGGUGAUGGUAAUAUCAAGAAGCUCACCUCGGCCGGCUACGACGUCGUCGUUUCCACCUCCGAUUUCCUCUACCUCGACUGCGGCCACGGUGGUGCCAUCACCAAUGACCCCCGCUACAACGAGCAGAGCAACACUGCCGGCGGCGUGACCUUCAACUACGGUGGCGGCGGCGGCGACUGGUGCGCACCCUACAAGACCUGGCAGCGAAUCUACAACUACGACUUCCUGACCAAUCUCACUGCCUCCGAGGCGAAACACGUUAUCGGCGCUGAGGCUCCUUUGUGGUCGGAGCAGACUGACGAUGUGACCAUCUCCAGCGCGUUCUGGCCUCGUGCUGCUGCGCUGGGUGAGCUUGUCUGGUCUGGUAACCGUGAUGCUGCGGGCAGAAAGCGUACCAACCACAUGACUCAACGCCUGCUUAACUUCCGUGAAUACCUCGUUGCUAAUGGUGUUAUGGCUACUGUUCUUGUGCCCAAAUAUUGUCUGCAGCACCCUCAUGCUUGCGAUUACUAUAAAAACCAGACUAUUAUAUCUUGA
Molecule: messenger RNA, 1779 nt
Organism: Penicillium verrucosum
Lineage: Eukaryota; Fungi; Ascomycota; Eurotiomycetes; Eurotiales; Aspergillaceae
Product: beta-N-acetylhexosaminidase
Exons: 1
Coding region: 1-1779 (592 amino acids)
Biological process (GO): carbohydrate metabolic process; glycosaminoglycan metabolic process
Cellular component (GO): membrane
Molecular function (GO): beta-N-acetylhexosaminidase activity
Source: RefSeq, a predicted model, not a curated record